AUGCCAAGGGGAAAGUUAAAACUAGAACCCAUAACUGAUGACUUUGCAAGGAAGCAAAGUUUCAGAAGAGGAAGAAAGGUAUUAUCAAGAAAGUCAACGAGCUGGCUACUCUCUGUGGUGUCAAAGCUUGUGCGGUUAUCAACAGCUGCGACAAUACGGAGCCGGAGUUUUUCCCCGUCAAAGGAAGGCGCUAAAGAAGUGUGCUUGAAGUUUUUGGAUGUUCUGCCCGAGCAACGGGACAAGAAGAUGUAUGACCAAGAGAGGUAUCUGUGGGAGAGGAUCCAGAAAGAAAGAGAGAAACUGAUGAGGAUAGAUGAAGAGAAUCGAGAGAUUGAGGUUCAAGAGGUUAUGUUCGAUCUUCUCAAGGGGAAAGCGAUGUCGCCACAUCACUAUUCUGAUCCAGGUUUUAUUGAAGCACUGAAUCUUAUAAUUGAUGAUAAUGUCAAUAAGCUAACUCACAGGACCGAGUUCCUCGAGCCGAUUGGUGCUCUUAAUGUCGCUGUCACAGAUGCAUCUGGUCCUGUUGUUGGUGAUGUGGACCCUUUUGCUGUCGGACCGAGGGUUUGGUAA
This is a messenger RNA of Raphanus sativus (radish), 570 nucleotides long. RefSeq names its product agamous-like MADS-box protein AGL36. The transcript has a single exon. Bases 1 to 570 code for a protein of 189 amino acids. NCBI's taxonomy places the organism in Eukaryota, Viridiplantae, Streptophyta, Magnoliopsida, Brassicales, Brassicaceae. The record is from RefSeq and is a predicted model, not a curated record.